GAUUCCCUCGGCCAGUGGCCACCACAGCAGCAGACAGAAGAAGGCUUUGUCCAAUUGCCUGGCUAGUGGGGAAAGAAAGGCGUGGUCCCUAUAGUGAACCUGACGUGUUCUUGAUUCCUCACAGCUUAUUCUAAUGCGAGCAGCGGUGCAGCUCUAGCUAGUCAGAUUCCAGCAAUAAUUUGGCUAUGGCUCGCUUGUGGUUGCUGAUUCUGCAUCAAGCCAUCAGGAGCACAUAAAGUACCCAUUUUCCACAGCCACUCGCCGUUCUGCUGAAUUGUUCAGGCCACCAUGAGGCGAAAUAGUAUCUUGCUUGUGUGCUUUAGUCUACGCCCCUACGAUGGCCUCAAGGAAAUAUUGCCCGUCCAUGGUUGUUGAUUUCGUACACCAUUGUUCCCUGGAAAAGGAAAGAACCAGCCCCGCGAUUCCAGGAUACCAGCUUCGCUUUCGAUCCAAGAUAUAAAAGAAAAUUCAGCGAAAGCAGGAGCUGUGAAGCUACCCUGGCGGAAGAAUCGGCUGAAAGCGGCAGGGUGAAGGAAGGAUCCACUCCACUGCCGGGGAAAGAUGCGGCCUUACUUUGAUCCCGAGUAUGAGAACUUCAAUCAGCGGAUCAACCCUCCUCGGGUCUGCAUCGACAACAACACAUGCCGCGACUGCACCCUGGUGAAGGUGGACAGCAUGAACAAGAAUGGCAUUCUGCUGGAGGUGGUGCAGGUCCUGAGCGAUCUUGACCUCACCAUCCUGAAAGCGUACAUCACCUCGGAUGGCGGAUGGUUCAUGGAUGUGUUCCAUGUGCUGGAUAAGCAAGGGCACAAGGUGACCGAUGAGAAGACCAUUCAGUACAUAGAGAAGGCCUUAGGUCCGGGCAGCAACAUACCGGGAGCGGCGAAGGGCAGCAAUUCGCCAGGGAGAUCAGUCGGGAUGCACUCGAUCGGCGACCACACCGCCAUCGAGCUCAAGGGGCCCGACAGAACCGGCCUUCUCUCCGAGAUCUUUGCCGUCCUGGCGGAGCUCCAGUGCAACGUGAUGGCGGCCGAGGUGUGGACGCACAGGACGAGGGUGGCCUGCGUGGUGUACGUCAACGACGUGUCCUCGGGGCAGGCGAUCGAGGACGCGUGCCGCCUGGCCGGGAUCGAGGAGCGGCUGCGGCACGUGCUCCGCGGGCACGGCGGCGGAGACGACGACGGCGGCGACGGCCGGGGAGCGCACACCAACUUCUCCGCCGGCUCCACCCACGUGGACCGCCGGCUGCACCAGCUGAUGCACGCCGACAUGGACUUGGGCGGCGACGGUGCGCCGCAGGGCCGUCCCGCGGCCGACGACGGCACGGCGGUGACCGUGGAGCACUGCGAGGAGAAGGACUACUCGGUGGUGAACGUGCGGUGCAGGGAUCGGCCCAAGCUGCUGUUCGACAUCGUCUGCACGCUGACGGACAUGCAGUACGUCGUCUUCCACGCCGCCGUCGCCUCCGAGGGCAUCUACGGCGUCCAGGAGCUGUACAUUCGCCGCAAGGACGGGCGCACGCUGCUGAAGGACGAGGCGGAGAAGGUGACCAAGUGCCUCGAAGCGGCGAUCUCCAGAAGAGUCUCCGAGGGAUUCACGCUUGAGCUCUGCGGCAGGGACAGGGUGGGGCUGCUGUCGGACGUGACGAGGGUGCUCCGGGAGCACGGCCUGACGGUGACGAGGGCCGACGUGACGACGGUGGGGGAGCAGGCCGUGAACGUCUUCUACGUGCGUGACGCGUCGGGGCAGCCGGUGGACAUGAAGACCAUCGAGGGCCUCCGGGGACAGGUCGGCCAGACCGUCAUGCUCAACGUCAAGAAGGUGCCCGGUGACAAGGCGCCGGAGCGGGCUGCUGGCAGCAUGGCCAAGACCAGCUUCUUCUCCUUCGGCGGCCUCUUCGCCAAACUCGGAGCAUAAUUUCCGUCGCUGAUCCUUACCGUCGUGAAAAUUGUUGUAAAAUGGCCACAGCUAGAGUAGUCCGUAUGGCAGCUCUUGGUGUACUUUUCUCUAACAAGUUUCCCCAUUUCCUCGAUUUUUUCGAGCAUCCGAUAAUCUUUCGAAGAGAGAGAUAAAGGAUCCUUUCCCAAGAGGGAGGAGGUGCGAUGAUGAUGCCUAUAUUUUUCUCAA
This is a messenger RNA of Triticum urartu, 2127 nucleotides long. RefSeq names its product ACT domain repeat 3 (gene ACR3). NCBI's taxonomy places the organism in Eukaryota, Viridiplantae, Streptophyta, Magnoliopsida, Poales, Poaceae. The record is from RefSeq and is a predicted model, not a curated record.